Akanthomyces muscarius is the source of this 2781-nucleotide messenger RNA. RefSeq lists its product as uncharacterized. The record is from RefSeq and is a predicted model, not a curated record. The transcript is spliced from 2 exons. Bases 1 to 2781 code for a protein of 926 amino acids. Lineage: Eukaryota; Fungi; Ascomycota; Sordariomycetes; Hypocreales; Cordycipitaceae. Gene Ontology annotation, molecular function: protein binding; RNA binding.
AUGGAGUUGCCUCCAGAUGCCUACGUGUCGGACACUCAGAAGUCCCUCUUCACACUCCGUGGCAGCAACCUGAACAGCGAAGGCUCACCCGCCGUCGUUGAAGUCAACCAAUACCGCAUGACCAAGUUUGACUUCACCAAAAAGAUUUACCAGUAUGACGUCGCCUUGUCUCCAGACCCCGACAAGAAGACUGCCAUCCUCAAGAAAAUUUGGGUGCACCCGACCUUCAAGGCUGCCUUGCAGAGAUACAACUACGAGAUGUGGAUCUGUGACGGAAACAAGCUUGCUUGGUCUCCCGCUCUGGUCGACCGUGGUGAGCUUCGUUUCACUGUCAACCUGGACGAAGGUCGUCCCCAGGUGCAACAAAAACCUGCUCGCCAGAGCAACAACUUCCAUGUGACGCUGCGAAAAACCACUGAGGUUCAGAUGUCGGCUCUCAAAGGAUAUCUCGAGCAGCGCGUCCAGUUCAACAACGCUGUCAAUGAGGCUUUGAACUUUGUUGACCACCUGAUCCGACAGUGGCCUUCUCAGAACCUUUUGGCGAUCAAGAGAAACUUCUACAAGCGCCAGGCCAAGGGUCGACCUCUCAUGGACGGUACCGUUGUUGAGGUUCACAAGGGUACCUAUGCCUCCGUCCGUCUCAGCCACAACUUGAACCGGGGCGGAGUCGGGCUUGCAUUGAAUGCCGACAUUGCCAACACUUGCUUUUGGGUUGGGAACCAGACCGUCGACAAGUUGCUUUGCAACUAUCUUGCGGCUUCCGAGCCUAGACGCUGGCGCAAUCUUCAGUUAGUUGACCUGGCGAACCAACUGAAGCCCGUCCAUGGCAACAGUGGUCGGUGGGAGUCCAGCGAUGCCUUUAAACAACUUCGCAAGCUCCGCAAGCUCAAAUUUACGGUGCGCCACCCAAACCGCAGCGCUGCGGCCGACAAGGUAUACACCAUCCAAGACAUUGCCUUCGGACAACAAUAUGGAGCUGAAGGUGGCAACGCCAGAACUGUCAAGUUUGAGCACGAGGGCCAACAAAUGUCUGUUGCGCAGUACUUUGAAAAGAAGUACGGUGCUCACCUUCGCUAUGCAAACUUUCCCUUGCUAGAUGCCGGCAAAGCUGGCUAUAUUCCCAUGGAAUUUGCAAUGGUUGAGCCUCUGCAAAGGUAUCCGUUCAAGCUCAGCCCGGAUCAAACGGCCGCCAUGAUCAAGAUUGCGGUUACAAGACCAAAGGAGAGAAGAGGCGACAUUCAGACACACGUGAACGACCUUCAGAUAGGCAAUGAUCCGUUUCUACGUCACUAUGGUGUCCAGUUCGACCCGCAAUUCACCAAAGUCGAUGCCAAAGUUCUUGCGCCCCCGGCGGUCAACUUUAGCACAGGUACCGCGGACCCCAAGUUCUCCGGUCGUUGGGAUCUUCGUGGAAAGAAAUUCUGGAAGCAGAACUAUGCGCCACUGAUGAACUGGGGCUUCUUGGCGCUCGACAAUUGCGUUCAACUUCCCCAGCUCAAGGCUUUUGCGCAGACCUUCAAGACUACUUUCAUUGGCCAUGGAGGCAAGUGUACUGCGGAUCCUUUGAUCCUCAUGCCUCCGGGUAACGUGAGAAAUGAUGUUGCUGAGGCCCUCCACUGGGCUCAUCAGCAAGUCACCACCCAGAAGGGCUAUACUCAGCUCAUUUUCAUUGUGGUGCAGCACAAGAACAGUCCUCAUUACAUGCGUCUCAAAAAGUCCGCCGACUGUCGCUUUGGCAUCCUCACACAGGUUGUCAACGGAAGAGCCGUCUUGGAGAACAAUGGGCAAUAUCAUUCGAACGUCUGCAUGAAGGUCAAUGCCAAGCUUGGCGGCGCUACUGCGCGCACCAUUUAUCCAUGGAAGGGGCCGAAAGCAGCCACGUACUUCCCUGAUUCCCGCCCUACCAUGAUCAUCGGCGUUGAUGUUUCUCACGCCUCCCCAGGAGCUGUUACAGCCUCCGUUGCUGCCAUGACCAUGUCUGUUGACAAGGAUGCCAACCGGUACGCAGCCGCGGUUGAGACCAACGGGUUCAGAACCGAGAUGCUGACGCCGAGCAACAUCAACUUUAUGUUUGGCCAGUUAUCGACGCAGUGGAGAAUAAACCACAACGCUGUCCCCAAGCACAUCAUUUACUUUCGGGACGGUGUUUCGGAAGGCCAAUUCGCGCACGUCAUCGAGCAGGAGAUCAAAGAAAUCAAGGGGUUUCUUACACGGGCUAUGCCCGGCCAACCGCUACCGCAAUUCACCGUCAUUGUAGCGACGAAGCGCCAUCAUAUUCGUUUCUUCCCUCAAAAAGGUGACAGAAACGGAAACGCACUGCCUGGCACUCUAGUCGAGAAGGAAGUCACGCAUCCUUUUAUGUGGGAUUUCUAUCUUUGUUCUCACGUUGCCAUUCAGGGAACUGCCCGCCCUGUGCACUACACUGUGAUCCUAGAUGAGGCCAAGAUGCCUGCAAAUGAGUUGCAGAAGAUGAUUUAUCAUCAAAGCUACUCGUACGCAAGGUCGACCACGCCUGUCUCACUCCACCCUGCCGUUUACUACGCGCAUCUCGCUGGCGACCGAGCCCGAGCUCACGAGAACGCCUACAGCAGCGAAGGUCAUCAGGGUGCCAAGGGUCAUGAGAUGGCUCGUGACCAAGAAGCUAAGGGCCACCUUGCCGAAAUGCCAAUGGCCACAGACGCGCCAAAGUUGCUUCCGCUCGGUGGACGUCUUGGUGCGCAGCCCAUGAAUGGAGAGGAGCGGCAAAGAAGCUUUUUCAAGAGUACCAUGUGGUUCAUCUAA